AUGAAGAUUAUUUGGGCAUUUCCGCAUUUUAUUCAACUUCUUCUGAUCAUAACGGCUGAAAAGUCUCAUGAGUCGUCAGAAGAAAUAUUUAAAUCAGAAAUGAAUCAUCCAUUUGGAAAUCCCGAAAAUAUUUUAAAAUUUGGUUCCGAAGGAAGAUUUAUUGUUGAUGAUAAUGCACUCGAAAAAAUAUUUUUGAACGAGGAUGUAAAAGAUCGAAAAGUUGUUGUUGUCUCUAUAAUUGGAGCUUAUCGAAAGGGAAAGUCCUUCCUCUUGGACUAUGCACUUCGAUACAUGUAUGGAAACUACAAAUCAAUUGCAUAUCCAAACAAUCCACUCAACAAUACACAAAACUGGAUGGGAGAACCUGACGAGCCACUCAAAGGAUUCUCAUGGAAAGGAGGUGUGAAAAGAGAUACAACUGGCAUUAUUAUGUGGUCGGAUAUAUUUCUUUAUGAAAAAGAUGGGAAAAAAUUAGCAAUAGUCUUGAUGGACACUCAAGGAUUAUUUGACACAACAACAUCACCGACUGACAAUUCUAGAAUCUUUGCACUCGGCACUUUGGCAUCAUCCGUUCAAAUUUUUAACCUUAAUGAUGUCAUUCAAGAGGAUCAAUUAGAAUAUUUGCAGCUUGCAACUGAAUUCUCACAAUUUGCCCUUAAGAAAAAUAAUAAUCGAAAAAAUAGACGUAAAACUUUGAACAUAAAGCCCUUCCAAAAUUUAAUUUUUCUCAUGCGCGACUGGCAAAAUAAACAAGAUUAUGAAUAUGGAGAAGUUGGUGGUGCUUUAUAUCUUGCAAAAGUUCUUACUGAUCGAAUUAAUCAGCCAGAAGCAUUAAGAGAAGUAAGAACUUAUAUAACAAGCUCUUUUGAAAAACUUAAAUGCUUCCUGAUGCCUCAUCCAGGUUUAACUGUUACGUCUGAUUCUACUUAUAAAGGUCAAAGAAGUGGUUUAAGUAAAAUUUUCGAGGAAUAUCUUGAAAUAUUCUUAGAAUUUAUCCUUAAAUCAAAAAACCUAGUAACUAAGAAGGUUUUAGGGAUUGAAGUCUCUGGAUCUGAUUUUAUGAAAUACCUCAAAGCUUAUAUCGAAGCUUUUGAGUCUGACGACAUCCCAAAAGUUGAGACAUUGCAUGGAAUUACAGUAAGAAAACUGUACGAAAUAUUAAUUUCGGAAUCAUUUGAGGAAUAUAAAUCUCAUCUUAAAAAUCCAAAUUAUUCUUCAUCAACAUUCAUCAAUGACAUCAACUUUAAUGGGAAUGAAUCAAUAAAAACUGCAAUGGAAUCAUUCAAGAAGAAAAGGAAGCUCGGUGUUUCAUCAGAUGAGCAGAAAUUCAAAAAUCAACUAAGCACUUUAUUAGAAAUGCACUUUACUGAAUGGAAAUUACAUCACAUUAAAAUAUUUAAAGAAUUAGAAGCAAUUGAAGAAAAUCACCGAAAAGAAAUCGCUGAAAAAAAGAAAUUAAGUCAACAAAGAAUACGAGAAAUUGAAGAACAGCACGAAAAUCAAACAAAGGAGCUCAAAGCUACAAUGCAACAAGAAGAACUAAAUCUAAUCGAAAAAUUAAAAACAUACGAAUUAGAAUCUAAAAGAAAUAUAAACAAACUUAAGCAAGAGUAUGAAGCACAAAAAUUAGAAUUCCAGCGAAGUAAUGCAAUGUUUCUCAAUCAUCUAUCGAAGCAAAAUUCUGAAUUGAAAAAUAAAUCAAUGGAAAUUCAGAAACAAAUUGAACAGCAAAUGUUAGAACUGGAAACUGCAAUGUCUACACGACAGAAACAAUUAGAGAAAUCAAUUGCUGAGAGAAGAGACAGAGAGUUGGAAGUGUUAAGAAAUGUCGCUAAACAAGAGCGAUAUGAAUUAAAACAAAUUUAUGAGCAACAAGAAAAUAGCAAAAAGGCAGAAUUGGAAGUUGCAUUGUUCGAGAAAAGAUUGCAAUUGGAGGAAAAACGAAUUCGAGAUGAAGCUGAAGCUGAGAAAAAAAGAGGAUAUGAAGUGCUGAUAGCUGUGUGUCACGGAGACAGUUCAUUUGAAUCAUCAGAUGAGGACGAACUUAAAGAUGUUGAGCCUGGAAAACCUUUAAACAUAUUGGAUGUAACUGAUGACAAUCAAUUUAUUGUUGAAACUGAAGCGAUUACGAAAAUAUUUGAAAAUUCAGACUUGAAAAGGAGGAAAGUUGUUGCUGUCUCGAUUGUUGGAAUUUUCAGGAAGGGAAAGUCAUUUUUAUUGAACUACUUCCUUAGAUAUCUUUAUGCAAAUUUCAAGUCAGUUAACUAUCCCGACAAUCCAUUAAAUAACACAUCUAAUUGGAUAGGAAAAAAUAAUGAGAAACUUUCUGGAUUUCAAUGGAAAGCCAGUACAGAUGGUGUAACCAAUGGAAUCAUCAUGUGGUUUGAUGUCUUUCUUUGCGAUAAAUCAACAGGAGAUAAGCUUGCAAUUGUGCUAAUCGAUACUCAAGGACUAUUUGAUAAAAAAGCAUCAACAAGUGUAAACUCUAAAAUUUUUGCACUUACAACUUUGAUUUCAUCAGUUCAAAUUUAUAACUUGCACAAUGUCAUUCAAGAGGAUCAGCUACAGUAUUUACAGUUCACAAGUGACUUUGCUAAGCUGAUUAAUAAUAUGGACACAAACAAUGGAGAUCAAAGCAGUAUAAAGCCUUUUCAAAAGAUGAUCCUGCUCAUGCGUGAUUGGGUAAAUUUCGCAGAAUAUCCUUUCGGACUAAGAGGUGGGAAAAAAUAUUUAAAUGAGGUCCUUGAAAUCACAAAUGAACACCAAAAUGAUGCAAAGGAAGUGAGAAAAUUCAUUCGAUCUUCAUUUGAUGACAUAAACUGCUUCCUAAUGCCACAUCCUGGCGAUCAAAUUUUCAAUACUGAUGACUUCAAUGGCGAAUGGUCUAAACUUGAUGGAAAAUUUGUAGAUCAACUUAAGAGUCUAAUUUCAUGGCUUUUUAAUCCAUCAAAUUUAAGUCCGAAGAAAAUAUUCAAUAAAUACGUGACAGUUGAAGAAUAUACCGAGCAUUUAAAGUUUUAUUUUGAUGCUGCCUCUUCAAAUGAGCUCAUGAAUGUCUCGACGAUAUUUGAAGCAACAAUGGAAAGUGAGGGAAACCUGAUUCUUCAAAAGAGUUUGAAAGUUUUGAAGAAAAAUUUGCGCCAAAAUGAAAACAUUGAAAAUCCAUUAUUUUUAAAACAAAUAGAUGAAAUUGGUAGGAACAGUACAGAAGCAGCAAAUAUCAAUUUUAAGAAGCUGAUAGAAAGUUUUACGGAAAGAGAUAAUUUUAUAAAAAGAUGGACAGAAAAGCUAAAAGAUCAAAUGACAAAGGAGCUAAAUAAUUGGAAAGAAACAUCUAUGCUUAAUUAUGAGAGAUUCCAGAAGAUUAAACAGUUAUCUCAACAAGAAACUGCUAUUAAAUUAGAAGUCGAAAGAAAGAAAUUCGAAAUAGAAAUUAGUAAAUUAACGCAAAAGAAUUCCAAUGAAAAAUUAAAAUUGCAAGCUAAAUUCGAUGCGGCUGUAAAACAGUUUGAAUUCAAUAGUGUCCAAAUAAAGCAAGAAAAUGAAGCUGAACGUCAGAAUAUAAUUCAACAAAAACUUCAAGAUCUAGAGGAAUCGCGACUUAAUUGUGAGCGAAUGGUAAAAAAUGCAAAAACUAGCUACAAUAAUGAAAUGAAUCAAAUUAAGGAACGAGAAGAGAUGUUAAGAGCGCAAAAAUUAAGAUUAGAAAAAGAAAAAAAGGCACAAGAAGCAAAGCUAAAGCAACAACUGGAGGAAGAUAACAAAAAUCAUGAAUUAGAAGUUCAAAAACUAAGGAAAAAGACUUUGCAAAUAGAAAAUGAAUUGAAACGAAAAGCAGAAGAAAACGAAAGGGAGCUUUUAAAACAGCAACAAAGAAAGAUAAGAGUAAUGGAACUUGAAUUUGAAGAAUACAAAUCGAAGGAGAAAUUAAAAAAUAUUGAACAUAAAAUUGAACUUGAGAGAGCUAAAAAUGGAUUGCAUAAUGCUGGUUUGGUCGCUUCCUCAAACAAAUUCACACCGAUUAGAUAUACAAGAUAUAGAAGACCAUCAUAUGAGGAUUAAACAAAUUUUCGAACUUGGGGUGGUAAAAUGUUUUUUAAAAUAUUUGAUUAAUAAAAUGCAUAACAUGGUGCCUGAUAUCAUCUUAAUCAACUUAAUCUAAUUUUUUGUUAUUUUUUUCAUUUAUUUUUUUUAAGAAUGUAAAUCAUUUUAGUGAAAAUAGUUCAAAUUUUUCCUUACAGUAUAGUGCCGCAGAUUAGAAAUGAAAGAUAUAAAAAUACCAACAGAUUAGUUAAUCACCUC
Chironomus riparius is the source of this 4302-nucleotide messenger RNA. The record is from the annotation of a GenBank genome assembly. Lineage: Eukaryota; Metazoa; Arthropoda; Insecta; Diptera; Chironomidae.